GAGGGCCGCACAACGGGCGACGGGGAUCGGAACGUGACCUACGCAGGAGAUGUCGACAAGAUGACAGCGGCCGUAUGACGACGCUGGCUGGCUGGCUGAGCCGUUGCCUGCUCUCGCACGACGCGACAGAACCGGAGAGAACGUCGCUCUGCACCAAGGGGUGCGUCAAGUGCAAACGCAAUCAGUGUAGACGAAGAGAUUCAACAACGUCGUUGUCGUCAUCGUCGUCGUCGGUGCCGCGCCCCCGUGCGAUGCCGUGCACGACGGCGCCUUGAGAAGUGGUGUUGACGGUGGAGUUUCGAGGAAGAGUUUCCGGCGAGGAUUGCCGUCGUUCCCCCCGCAUCCGCGUCCGGAGGCAUGAGCGUGUUCGGGGACUUCCAGCGUGUCUGGGUGCAGCGGUUUCCGGACAGCGCCUUGCCGGCUGCCUGGGAGGAAGACGUCAGAGCUAAUCUGGUGAAGCACAAACAGAAGGUGACAGCAUUGAGAGAAGAACUUGAGAAAGAAGAGUUUUAUGUGGAAUAUCUAGAAAGAUUAUUGGCCGAUGUCGAACGACACAAGCAGCUGGCUAACAAUACUAACGCGAAUGCGGGCACACCUGAGAGUACCCAGCAAACGGAACCGCAUUCGCAGCAGGACACUCAAGUAUUAGAAAACAGCUUGGCGGAACUAAAUUCGCCAACUUCUCAGAACGUUGGACCAUCCGCCCCUACUCUGACGGAUCGAGAAGACAUCAGUAAGUUUCAGGACAAAUGCGUGUCCGAAUUGAGCUCUACUUUGAGCACAACCGGCAAAAGGCCCAAAAGCGAGAUACCGAGGAGUCCCGAGAAAGUGCCUGAACUUAGAAGAAACAGUGAUCCGGAUGUGCCAAGUAAUUACGUUACGGUGAUCGAAGUCACUGGGAGUUCUAAGAAAGAUAAGAAUGAGGAAUCACUCAAGGAGGAGGAUGAAAAAGAUUUGGAGAAGGCUAUCAAUGAAGAUGGUGAAGACGGCGAUGCGGAGGCAUCCGAGGAGGAACCUUAUUACGAUUCAGUAGCUUUGGAUCAAACCGGUGAAUAUGUCUACAUUGACGCACGUGUUCCCAAUGCCAACAGUAACAAUGGCAGUGGCAAGGAACUAGCAGCACCUCGGAGACCACCCUCGCUGCCAGAUUCGCCGGGCAAUCAGAGUAAUUAUGUCAACAUCGAUUAUUUUAUCCAGCAUAGAGCGGCAAUGGACAGCGAAGACGAGGAGGGUGCCAGUCCAGCACCUCCAAUACUGCUGCGAGCUCUCAGCACGGACAACGAAACCGGUAGCAGCGACGCUGAACCGCUGAGCUUAAGCGAAGGUAGUUUGGAAUCACCGACUCCAACGACACCGCGUAGACAGGAAAAAAGCAAGGAUCGCGAGGACGACAGAACGUCGAUGGUCAAGUGUAUCGUGAACUCGGUAGUGGAGAGCGAGGCUGUAUAUGUGGAAUGUUUGACUGUGAUGUUACAAUAUAUGAAAGCUAUUAGGGCAACUUUAACGACGUCUCAACCGGUGAUUUCUGAGGAAGAAUUUGGCACAAUGUUCUACAAAAUUCCGGAACUGCAUGCUCUGCAUCAGACGUUCCUGGAUGGUCUUCGAAAAAAAGCGGAAAAGUGGGACAACAAGACUACUAUAGGAGAACAAUUUAAGAUUAUGGCCAGUAAUAUAGGAUUAUAUGGUGCGUUUUUGCACAAUUACGCUCGCGCGACUGAUACCGUGCGACGAUGCUCCGCCCAUUCCACUCAGUUCGGAGAGAUUACCAGAGAUAUAAGACUUCGAGGUUUUCCAAAAGGUCCGGGUUUGUCGUUAGAGGACCUGUUACAUAAACCAGUCGCACGAGUGCAAAAAAAUGCGUUAGUCUUACACGAUCUUCUCAAGCAUACGCCAGUCAAUCAUGCGGAUCACGCACCUCUGUCAGAAGCCCUGUCUAUGACUAGGAACUUCCUGGAUGAAUUCAAUAUCAUUCAAACGAAGUCGAUGUUUCCGAGUCACGAUAGGGCCCAACGGAGAUUGGUGAAAAAUUCGUUCGUCGUCGAACUCUCGGACAGUCACAGAAAGUUGAGACACCUCUUUCUUUUUAACGACGUGAUCGCCUGCGCGAAGUACAAAGCCUCUGGAAGAGACAAAUUUACAUUUGAAUUGAAGUGGUACGUGCCGGUGGCAGAAGCCGCUGUCACGGAAGACGGCAUCGAGCCGCGCGAGGCCAGCCCCGCGAAUGUGGUAGCUUUAAAGUCGCAAGCGUGUACGGUGCGCGAUCAGAUACUGUGGGAGGAACGGAACGACGAGAAGCGGAUCCGAUUAGGCGGUAGAGGCUCGGAGAAGAACCGCAAGAAGCUCGCCGAGCUCGAGGCCCAACUGGUAUUAGCGUCGCCGAACUUGCUCCUGCGUGUCGCGCAUAAGACUCAGCAGAAUCGGGUGCAGAACUCCUACACCUUUUUCCUGUCCAGCGAGUUUGAGCGUUCUCAAUGGGUAGAAGCAGUGGAAGCGUUACAGCAGGGCGGACAGCCUCCAGGGCAACUGCCAUUGUCGAUGUACGAGCUGCAGGCUUGGGUCACCGCCUGUCGAACGUAUCUGCAGACGGAUAUGGGUAGUUAUCUACUGAGGUCGGGACGCGAUGAGAGCUUGCUACUAGGUGAUCUACAUCUGACUCUGCUUGGUCUGACUCCGCCGGGCUUGGAUAGGGUGGGUGAUCUUUAUAUCAUUGUUGAAGUCGAUAGUUACGGACACUACUUCAAGAGAGCACGGAGUCGCGUCGCCAGAGGUCAAGCUCCGAUUUGGGGUGAAACUUUCGUAGUAGAAUUAGAGGGAAGCCAGAACGUCAGGAUCUUGUUGUACGAGGAGUGUGGGCCACGUUCGGUAUUGCGAGGCAAGUGCAUUCAACGAUUGAGCAGAUCAUGGCUACAAUCCGAUCAGGUUGAGAGGUCGCUAAAUUUAGGACCCGCGACAUUGGACGUGGCAUUGCGUUUCGUUCCCAGCGAGGUCACUCUGAGGCGAGUGCCCUCGGCUAAGCCUCAGGGUUUAUUUGGUGCCAAAAUUCAGCAAGUCUGCAAACGAGAGAAACGCGACGUACCUUUCAUAAUAACGGCAUGUGUGCGAGAGGUGGAGAAGCGGGGCGUCGGUGAGGUGGGUCUCUAUCGUGUUUCUGGGUCCGCGUCCGACGUGGCGAGGCUACGCAAGUCGUUCGAGAGCAAUUCGUACGAAGCGGAGCAGCUGCUUAAAGAGGUGGAUGUACACUCGGUAACGGGCGUACUGAAGCUGUACCUGCGUGAAAUGCCGGAGGCGUUAUUCACCGAUGCCCUUUAUCCAGCGUUCCUGGAAGCCUUCCAAACGGGUGACCUGUCGCGGGGAGCCGCCCUGCGUCGCGUUUACGAGAGCUUGCCCGCUGUCAACAAAGCAGUGAUCGAUUUCCUAUUGGCGCAUCUGGCACGGGUGAACAAGCAUGAAGCACAGAACAAAAUGUCACUGCACAAUCUGGCUACGGUGUUCGGGCCCACGUUGCUGCGACCCGGCACCAGUAACUCGCGCAGUGACGCCAAAAGCCGUGAUCCUCUCGCCGCUGGCACUGUUGACGUAAUGGCACAGGCUGGUAUACUCUACUGCUUCCUGCAGUUACACAUGCAACAACAGAACAAUCAAUCGCUCUAGUCGACAAUGUCCUCUGAUCCUGAACGCGAUUAACGUUAUUAACGUUCGGGAUCGAUUUGCAAUCGAUAAGUACGCGGCAACCUCCUCCUCGACGAAGUAAACUCCAAAAAAUAACGUGUCUGAAGGAUAGUCUAUAGACGUGUCGUCGACAUUACUUGAAACGAUCAAAUUUCGAAAACUUGAUGUUACUUUGUUGCCCAGUACGUUAUGUAAUGAGUUUUGUAUAAUUAUUUUUUGUUUUGUGAAACAAUUAUUGUUCAGUAGAAAUUUACAAUCCAAAUAUCCUUUAAAUGGAGGAUAAGGAUGCAACGCUUUUUAUUUAACAAAGACAUUUUUUAUUAUUUUUAAUUAAUACGUUAUAAUUGAAAAAGCAUUUGUAACAUGUACAUUAUAUCAGAUAAGAGUAAAAUAUGCGUUUUUGUUUAUUUAAUCACAAAGAAGAAUAUGCAGCAUGUACGAUGAUACAAAAUACGCCUCGUACUAAUGAGUUAAUUAGAGAUACUGACUAAUCUAUAUAUCCUUCAGAUACUUAGACGUCUUUUGCAUCGCGCGAGCUGGUACAAUAAUCGAUUCACAUAAUCGAUCUCUUUUAUAGAUGUUGAUUUCGCGCAACGUAUCCGUUUUUGCAAUGUUAAGAUACAUUCUGGAGAUAUAUUAAGCGAAUAACUUUCGAAUAAGCUUUGAAACGAAUAGCUUUUGAAUAAGCUUUGAAACCCUCCACAUGAGGAAUUCCCUCUAUAUCCUUGUGCGUGCAAAAUAACGUAGCAGAGCUGCUCCAGAACAUAUAUAUAUAUAUAUACAUAUAAAGCGCGUAAUAAUAUAUAUUCUAUAUAUAUAUCUUUUUACUUUUGAGGUCCAUAAUAUAUUUUCUAUUUUAUAUUAUCUGAACGCGGCGAUGUUGUUCGUGCGCAAUCAAAUCGAUAACCCUUCCUGAAGUGAGACUUUUUAAGAUGAAUAAUAGUGUGAGGUGGUACUUUCACUAUACAUAAAAGCAGAAAUUUCAGGUAGGAAAUCGGCCAAAGAAAAUUAAUAUAAAUUAACUAAAACAAGCACGUGGAUAAAAGGUUUAUAUUAAUUUUGUAUAUUGAGGACAUCCUGAGAAUUCAAAAAGAAAGAAAUUUAUUGAAGAAUGUACGAGUGUCUUAAAAUUCUAAAAAGAAAAAUUGAAGAAUGUUAUAAAAUCUAAAAUUGAAGUCUAAAAUGCCUGAAAUUUGUGUAUUAAGAUAUGCAACCUGGCACGUGCGUACUUUAGAAAAUAAGUACUUUUCCACUGACACGUGUUCCUAAGCGAAAAAUUUAAAUCUUUUUAUACAAGCUCUUUUUUUGUAUACCUAUUGCAGAAAGCAAUCUUUUAUCACUCAAUAUGGAUCCUGUUGUAUCAAUACUCCGAUAUGGAUCAUAUACUCACAGUAAUGUUCACCUUUUAAAUAUGUUACAAUGUCCAGAAAGAGAGAGAGAAAAAAAAGGAGAGAAAGAUUGAAAGAAUGGUUUGUUGUUCCUUCGAGAUUGUGCGAAAUUUAAGAAAUGGCAUUGCUUGUAAUGUCCAAAAAUGGAAAAUCUACAUUCUAAAGACAUAAUGUAAUAAUCGUCCAUUCCAUUUCCAGCUCUCUGCGAGGAAUUGAAUUUAAAGAAUCCUCGCGUCUUUGCGCGAAAAAAAAAAACGUUAUGGCACGAAAAGACUAUGGAAUAGUGAGAACGAAUUCUUUUCUAUACCUUUAAAACGAUACUAUUGUAAUCUCGAUGGAUACGUGAGUUUUUCUUUGAUUAUUGGAUAAAUGCAGCUUAACAAGACGCCAAAGACAAAGGUCCUCUCUCGCGCGUACAGGGUGUCCAGGUGGCAUUAAUGGGAAAAAUGCAAUGUCUUCGGCGAAAGAGGGAAAUCAAAAUUGCAUUUUUUUCUUUGCAGAAAACCACUAGCUUUGUGAGUACGCCACAACUGUUUAUGUAACACUCUGUACGGUAGAGAAAGUAUACUGUAGUCGGUAACAAAAGAGGGAAAAUAUACGAACACGCAAGUUUGGCAGUACAAAUUGAUAGAACUCAAUACAGAGUGCUCUGCAUAUUACGCCAGGCCGUCUGCGAAGUUUGCAAUAAUUAAAACAAAAACAGAAAAGAGAGAAGAAAACGAAAACAGUUAAGUCUGACAAGAGUGUUCGAUAAAGUCGAGAUAUAAGAAAUAUUGAAUUGUUCAUGCUCGAGCAAAGUAGGCAACUAUUUCGUACGUGUGGAGGCAACCGCGUGCGUGUUUGUGCUUGUUGUAUGCGCGUAUAACUUCCUUCCCCUGUGCUCCCUCGCCCCCAUGUAUGUAUUAUACCGUAUAAAAAAAGUAUCGCAUAUAUUAAGAUUAAUUUUGAUAUCGUCAUAGUAUUUAAGGAGCGUCCGUCUCUUUUUGUACAUUUAUACAAGACGUGUAAAGACGAGAUCCCUCGAUUAUUACUUACGUUAUUAUAUUAGUAUUAUUAUUAUAUUAUAAUUAGCAUUAUUAUUAUAUAUGAAAGUUAUCACCAUACCAGUUAUCACCAUACUAGUAAACUAUCUGUUACGAAGUUUGAUCAAACUAACUUAUGCGCAACGAGAUGCGAUGUACUGCCAAAAA
Molecule: messenger RNA, 6247 nt
Organism: Ooceraea biroi (clonal raider ant)
Lineage: Eukaryota; Metazoa; Arthropoda; Insecta; Hymenoptera; Formicidae
Gene: RhoGAP1A
Product: Rho GTPase activating protein at 1A
Biological process (GO): positive regulation of GTPase activity; intracellular signal transduction
Cellular component (GO): membrane
Molecular function (GO): GTPase activator activity; guanyl-nucleotide exchange factor activity
Source: RefSeq, a predicted model, not a curated record